Molecule: messenger RNA, 2421 nt
Organism: Lotus japonicus
Lineage: Eukaryota; Viridiplantae; Streptophyta; Magnoliopsida; Fabales; Fabaceae
Product: CDPK-related protein kinase
Exons: 11
Coding region: 245-2014 (589 amino acids)
Biological process (GO): peptidyl-serine phosphorylation; intracellular signal transduction; protein autophosphorylation
Cellular component (GO): nucleus; cytoplasm
Molecular function (GO): calcium-dependent protein serine/threonine kinase activity; ATP binding; calmodulin binding
Source: RefSeq, a predicted model, not a curated record
UCUACAUAAUAUACACAUCUCUCUCUCUCUCUCUCUCUCUCUCUGUUCUUGUCCAAACCAAACACCAUUUCUUAAACUCCACAAAUCCAUCAUCAACAACCUCAAUUCCCACGAAACCCCAUUUUCUCCAAAAUCCCAUGAUCCAAAUCUCCUUGUUCCAGAACCACAACUGCUUCAUCUUUCAGCUUGGAUCACCUUAGAAUCACCACACUCACACUCUCAACACUCACACUUCCAUUUCCAAAUGGGUCUAUGCACUUCCAAACCACACUCUCCUCCAAAUUCCAAACCCCAUUCACCUUCCAAUCACACUGAACCAGACACCACUUCCACUACCAAGCCUCAUUCCAAUGGCCAAAACCCUACUCCCCACACACCUACCCACCUCAAAACCGGUAAGAAAUCUCCCCUUUUCCCCUUUUACAGUCCCAGCCCUGCCCACCAUUUAUUCUCCGGUAAAUCUCCGGCUGCCGGAACUCCCCGGCGGUUUUUCCGGCCGCCGUCGCCGGCCAAGCACAUAAGGGCCGUGCUUGCUCGCCGGCACGGGUCCGUUAAGCCGAAUGAGGUCGCCAUUCCUGAAGGGAGUGAAGCUGAGGUUGCUGUUGCUUUGGACAAGAGUUUUGGAUUCUCCAAGCAUUUUGGGCACAAGUUUCAGCUUGGGGAUGAGGUUGGUAGAGGCCACUUUGGCUACACUUGUGCUGCUAAAUUCAUCAAGGGUGAUCUCAAAGGUCACCAGGUUGCUGUCAAGAUCAUCCCAAAAUCCAAGAUGACUACUGCCAUCGCUAUUGAGGAUGUAAGAAGGGAAGUGAAAAUAUUGAGAGCUUUGACUGGACACAAGAAUCUGAUACAAUUCUACGAUGCAUAUGAAGACCAUGAUAAUGUCUAUAUUGUAAUGGAAUUGUGCGAAGGAGGGGAGCUCUUGGACAGAAUAUUAUCAAGAGGUGGGAAAUAUACUGAGGAAGAUGCAAGAACUGUAAUGACACAAAUACUGAAUGUUGUUGCAUUUUGCCAUCUACAGGGUGUUGUGCAUCGUGAUCUUAAACCUGAGAACUUCCUGUUCACAUCCAAAGAUGAGAACUCAGAGCUGAAGGCCAUAGAUUUUGGGUUGUCAGAUUUUGUUAAACCAGAUGAAAGGCUAAAUGAUAUUGUUGGUAGCGCAUACUAUGUGGCUCCUGAAGUUCUGCAUAGAGCUUACAGUUCAGAGGCUGAUGUCUGGAGCAUUGGUGUGAUUGCAUACAUUUUAUUAUGUGGCAGCCGUCCAUUUUGGGCACGGACUGAAUCUGGGAUCUUUCGUGCUGUAUUGAAAGCUGACCCAAGUUUUGAUGAACCUCCUUGGCCCUCUCUGUCUGAUGAGGCAAAGGAUUUUGUUAAGCGACUACUAAAUAAAGAUCCAAGGAAAAGAAUGACUGCCGCACAGGCCUUAGGUCAUCCGUGGAUUAAAAAUUAUAAGGAUGUAAAAGUACCGUUGGAUAUUAUAGUGCUCAAGCUCAUGAGGGUGUACAUGCGUUCCUCCUCUCUACGAAAAGCAGCUUUACGGGCUCUGUCUAAAACGUUAGCUAUUGAUGAGCUGAAUUAUUUGAGGGAGCAAUUUGCAGUUUUAGAGCCUAAUAAAAAUGGCACCAUUAGCUUGGACAAUAUCAAAGCGGCCUUGAUGAAGAAUGCAACAGAUGCUAUGAAGGAGUCACGCAUUACAGAUUUUCUGGCAUCACUUAAUGCAUUACAAUAUAGAAGGAUGGAUUUUGAUGAGUUCUGUGCAGCUGCACUUAGUGUUCAUCAACUUGAAGCCCUUGACCGGUGGGAGCAACAUGCACGCUGUGCCUAUGAACUUUUUGAAAAAGAUGGAAAUAGGGCUAUUAUGAUUGAGGAACUAGCUUCGGAGCUUGGCCUUGGUCCAUCUGUCCCUGUUCACGCUGUUCUUCAUGACUGGAUCAGGCACACAGAUGGAAAGUUGAGCUUCCUUGGGUUUGUUAAAUUGUUGCAUGGUCCAUCUCGAAGUCUUGCAAGACCUCAGUAGAAAGUUCAGAAACCAUUCACAAGACCCAAGCAUGCUCAAUCCUCAAUUAUACUCUGAUUAUGUGGCCAAUAAAAUACUGGUCCACACAUCACAUUCCUAUCAUCAAGGGAUCUUUACCACUGUUUGAUUGUACUCAGCAUAUAUAAAUCAUCUGGGGUUCGUUCCCGCGUUUUAUAAGGUUGAAGCACUUCUACACUUGGAGCAGGAGUCAAAACCUUCUCCCACAGGCAUUUAUAUAUUUUCCACUGUAAAGCUGUUGUGUGUCAUAGUUUGUGAUUGUUAUUAGACGAUUAACAUUCUAACAUGUUCUGAGAUUCACAAUUGUGGAGUAUCAUUCUUGUCGACGGUUGAAUGAAAGAAGUUUUCAGAGCUCUAGCUUUCAAUGUUGUUGUAGUACCUUUUGAGAA